AUGGAUGCAUCUGAUUUUGCUAUUGGAGUAGUUCUUAGUCAAAACCAAGGAAAGGGUGAACAACCUGUUGCUUAUGAAUCUCGCAAGCUUUCUCCUGCUGAACAAAAAUAUGCUGUUCAUGAAAAGGAAUUACUAGCAAUUGUUCAUGCUAUUAAACUUUGGCAUAUUUAUCUUGAAGGUCAAAAGUUUACUGUAAUCACUGAUCAUGCUUCUUUCAAAUAUUCAAAUCUCAAAAUAAUCUUUCACGAAGGCAAGCUCGCUGGCUUGAAAUUUUACAAUCCUCCACCAUUGAUAUCAAAUAUAAGUCUGGAAAAACAAAUGUGGUAG
Messenger RNA from Paraglomus occultum, 327 nucleotides. Lineage: Eukaryota; Fungi; Glomeromycota; Glomeromycetes; Paraglomerales; Paraglomeraceae. The record is from the annotation of a GenBank genome assembly.